CAUUUAUAAGAUCCUUAAAUUACGAACAUUUUUCCUAUCAAAGAAUGCAUUUGGUUUGGUUUGUUUGACACUUUGACGUUUAGUUGAUAUAUACUUUAUGUAAAUUCCCAACAACUUGUUCGGGAAGAACAACUAAAAAAACAAAACACAAUAGUAACCCAAAAAUAAAUCUAUAUCAUACACAAAAAUGGCCGCAAAACGCAACCGGGAUGCGGAUAUCGUCAAACAUAAAAUGGACCUUAGGGCCCGUUUUAAAAAGUUAGUUAGGGCGGUGAUUAUGAAUCAAUCGUGGCUCUCCGAUGAGGAGGAACAGGGAAUCUCUAUGAACGUCAAGAGAAACGUCGCCUUAAUGCGCCAAAAACGUAAGCCAGGAAUGCUAACCUUAGCGGACAAAGCACUUUUACGUUCCAAUCCAGCUUUUAGGACAAUUGAGGAACGCAAAAAGAUUUGCUUGCUUAUAGCUGGUUUAAAUUGUUUUUCCAGAAUUCCACCGAAAAUUCGAGCUCGCAUGGUGCCGGUCCUCAAGUUUAUGUCGAUAAAUGAAUCCCGAACGCUUAUCAAAAAGGGCAACAUGCCUUUCGCGGUCUAUUUCAUCCUAAACGGCGAGGUCGAAAUGCAGAAGACUGUUUACAAUAAGACUACAAAACAAGAGGACACAGUGCCGGAGGCAAUUUUCGGUCCAGGAGAUUGUUUUGGAGACGUAGAAAUGGUUGAGGAUUGCCCAAGGAUGAAUACGUAUUUAGCGAUGUGUAAGAACCUCAAAAAAAAAUUGACAACAGGGAGCCUAAUUUGUAUUUUAGCUAGUUGCGAGGUUUUAUCGAUUUACGACGUGGACUAUGAACGCAUUUUAAAACCAUGUCAUUUGAAAAUAUGGAAUGAAAAGAAGGUCGCACUCAGUGCAUUUGAUUAUUUUAAUUUUCUGACCCCUGAACAGAUAAUUCUCGCUUGCAAGUACGCUCACUUGGUUCAAUACGAACCACUGGAGACCAUUUAUUUGGGGGAUAAGGGCUCUUUGGGUUUUGUGCGGUUUGUUCUUAGCGGAGAGUGCGUCAUUUUGCAGUGCUUAAGUAUGAAUGUAACCCACGACGACGGAAAAAUAAACUACGUGCUGACCGAAAUUGACAAGGAUAAGGACGGACUUCAAAUGUUUCAAUCACUGAAGGAGAUCAGCAUUCCAGCUUCUUUUAUAGACAUACAGGACAUUUUGGCCUCAUCCUCAACAUCUGACGAUGGCGAAGGUACCACAAAAAAGAAACAAACGUUACGCAAAAUGGGACUUAAAGAAAUUCAAAAGUUUUGUGGAAUUCGUUCAUCUGGGACACCGAUUCGUCGAAAGAUGAAGCCAAGAAAAACUAUGAAUACGCAGGCGGCACAGGUCCGAAAAACUAUGAUGAUACAAGCACUGCGAAGAAAAACACCUUGGAUGCCAAACGUACUGGAUUUCUAUAUGGACGACGAUAGUCUUGAUGAUGAAGAUGAUUUGGACGAUUAUGAUGAGGAUGGUCUCUACGAGUACAGUACAACGGAGACCUCAGACGAAUCGGACGAUGUCUCGUUGAACAGAACAAUGGUACAAGUGCAGCUGAAACGGCACAGCGCUGAAAGUCCCAAAGAAGAAGCCGAAGAAGUCGAGAAAAAAGAGUCCAGUUCUUCAUCAGAAAUAUUUACGGCUAGUUCGUAUACUAGUGAAAGAAAGAGUAGUUUCGACAAUCCAUCCGUUGGCCACGUCGAUCCUAUCGAAACCCACUUUAUAGACGUUGGCUCAUUGACUUUUGGCAGUGUCUUCGGUUUGGGCGAAAAGAUGGAACACCGUGUUAUAAUGGCACGCACUGUUGUUCAAUGCCUGCUUAUUCCUCGCUUUUGGCUACUUGAAGAGGAACAAAAUCCGGGAAAUAUAUGGCACCGACGCCGGUUCUACUUUGAGUGUAACGUGCCCUCACGUGAGGACCUGUUUACCAACUUUUUAAAGACCCGGCAGUGGAACAAAUUCCGACACGACUACAUCCAAAGCCUUCUCAAUCUAGAGGAGAAGGGUAAUAUCACUAAGGAGGAGGAUAUACCCAUUAUGUGCCGCAUCGUUGAGACCAGCGAUGAUGCUAGUUAAUUUAGAAAUGUUUACGAGAUGUUUAAUUACCAAAAUUUGCUGUCUUCCAAUAAAGUUUGAUUUAAAAAAAGA
Messenger RNA from Drosophila ficusphila, 2176 nucleotides. RefSeq lists its product as uncharacterized. NCBI's taxonomy places the organism in Eukaryota, Metazoa, Arthropoda, Insecta, Diptera, Drosophilidae. Bases 188 to 2104 code for a protein of 638 amino acids. The transcript is spliced from 8 exons. The record is from RefSeq and is a predicted model, not a curated record.